Molecule: messenger RNA, 834 nt
Organism: Drosophila sulfurigaster albostrigata
Lineage: Eukaryota; Metazoa; Arthropoda; Insecta; Diptera; Drosophilidae
Product: vacuolar ATPase assembly integral membrane protein VMA21 homolog
Exons: 2
Coding region: 114-437 (107 amino acids)
Biological process (GO): vacuolar proton-transporting V-type ATPase complex assembly
Source: RefSeq, a predicted model, not a curated record
AUCAUGUGAUUGGCACGAAAAAGGGAAUCAGAAAAACAGAGAUUAUUGUGUUUCUUUAUAGAAAACGUUUCUGUUUCAAUUGAAUUGAAGUUUUAUAAUUAUUCAAAUACAACAUGAGCAACAAAACGAAAAAGGGUAAUGGUAGCGACGGUGGUCAAACCAAAAUGUCCAAACAACGUUCACAGGACUCGCAGGACUAUAGUUCCUUCAAAGUUGUUCUGUUCUACUGCUCGCUGAUAGUAUUCCUCCCGGUUGUGACGUUCUUUGCGCUGAAGGGAUUUGUGCUGGAGCAAUUCUUUACCAUGUCGGAUGUGAAAGUGAACAUUGCAUCAGCUGUGGGCGCGGUUGGCGCAUUGCAUGUGGCAUUGGGUCUCUACAUAUAUCGGGCAUACUUUGGUGGAUCGGAUUCAAAGGCAUCGCAGUCCAAACAGGAUUAACCAACACAGGGAGCAACAACUGCAGAUGCAGGGGCAACUGCAACAGCGACUGUUAAAUAUGUAACAAUUCCAUUUCCAACUGCAACGUUUAUGUUUUUGCUUCGUUUAUUUGUUCUAAGCUUAGUGACUGUAGCGUUAAGUAAACUAAUAAUUACAACUACCUACAAGACCAUGUUUAUUUUCCGCUCUAUGUGAGAGUGGAGUGAGUAAAAGUGGCUCCCUCUGCUGUUAAAAUUGUAGUACAUUUGUUGUACUGUAAAUCACACUUCAUUACAUAAGUUUCGAUAAGAAACGAAACAAAAACACGCGCAACAUAUAAUUUCUCCCGGCAUCUAUCAUAUAGUGUUUGUCAGUGUUUUGUGUUUGUAAAAAAUUAUAGAAAAUAUAAAAACAGAAA